UGCUGAAGCUGCUGUUGCAGUAGAGGGAGAGGGAGUUGUUUGUAUUUGCUGUGUAUGUUAUUUCAUGGAGCUAUCUCUUUGCCUCACCAGUAAAACUCCUUCCCUGUGCGAGGGAAAUUCCUGGUUCAUUGGUAUGGAUGCAUUGUUUUUACACAUUAGAAGUGCUGUGUUGCCGUGCCAAUCAUCCUGUUAGGAUCAGUUUAAGAGCAGUAGGGCUGACGAAGCUGGGUGUGAUUGGCUGCCAUAUGCUGGGAGGGCUCUGUGAGAAGGAAGGGCUGCAGUCUUUCAGCAACGGAGUUUAGGCUGUGUCUGCUUCAUCAUCUGAGAAAAAUCCCCAGAAAAGUCACAAGGCUUUCUGAGAAAAAAAAAAAAAAAUCCAAAACAUUACCGGCUGCUCAUCGUUUCAUGUGAGAAUUAGUUACCAUGAUGCGAUGGGGAAGAUGUGGCUGUUUGUUUAUAUCAGAUGUUCCUGUUCACGUUGGGAAGGUGUCGAAUAGACAGGGCUAAACAAGGUCAGUGACUUAAAAAGUGCCUUUGCCAAGUCACUUUUAUGAGCGAGGACUGCUACGCCUGUGUUCUCAAAAUCCGGUCUUUGCCAGCCAGACAUUGCCUUCACCUUACACCUGGCAGAAGAUACCUCAGCUGUCUCCAUUUGCCAAUUAGUUGAUGGGAAACUGAAAGCAGAAAAAGGAUUAUUAUUAUUAUUCCUGGGACAUGAACAAAUGACUGCAUUGCUUUUCUUGUGUGAUCAAUACUGGCAAGCAAGCAUCAGAGGACUGCUAUUCUAUCAAGGAGUGCCAUUGCAUUGAUGGACCUUGGCUUAAAACCAGUGCAUCCGUGAUUACAAUCAACAAACCCACGUGUUUUACAGACAGAAAUGCAACUGAGCAUGUGUUUUCCCAGCCAAAAGUCUACAAGCGGGACUUAAUGAUUGAUGAGUGACUGCUUGCUGAUAAACUUUCUCUGCUUGUUCUUCUUUGUGUGUGUUGGACGUUGUUAAUCGUCCCCCACUGCUUGUUUUUUUUAACUUUCUUUUCCAUUAGAAUUGAAGUUUUUUUUUUUUCUGACUUCCUUCUCCCUCCCCCUGCCCCCCGCCCCCCUUCCUUUGUCAUUAGUUUUGGAAAUUUCUUCAGCAUAAUUCACCUGACAGCAACUUACAAGUUCAAAAUCAGCUCCUCAUCAUGGCUUUGAAUGUUGCUCCCGUAAGAGACACAAAAUGGCUGACAUUAGAAGUGUGCAGGCAGUUUCAGAGGGGAACUUGUUCACGCUCUGAUGAAGAAUGCAAAUUUGCACACCCCCCUAAAAGUUGCCAGGUUGAAAAUGGAAGAGUUAUUGCCUGCUUUGAUUCCUUAAAGGGUCGUUGUACAAGGGAGAACUGCAAGUACCUUCAUCCACCAACACAUUUAAAAACUCAGCUGGAAAUCAAUGGCCGGAACAACUUAAUCCAGCAAAAAACUGCAGCAGCAAUGCUCGCCCAGCAAAUGCAGUUCAUGUUUCCAGGGACACCUCUACAGCCAGUGCCCACAUUUCCGGUGGGUCCCACAAUAGGAACGAACACGGCUAUUAGCUUUGCUCCUUACCUAACGCCAGUAACACCAGGAGUUGGCUUAGUCCCGACUGAGAUCCUACCCACGCCGCCUGUCAUUGUUCCUGGAAGUCCACCGGUUUCAGUCCCCAGUUCAACUGCUACCCAGAAACUCCUCAGGACUGAUAAACUGGAGGUGUGCAGGGAGUUCCAGCGGGGGAACUGUGCGCGUGGAGAGACUGAUUGCCGCUUUGCGCAUCCGGCAGACAGCACAAUGAUUGACACAAAUGACAACACCGUAACCGUGUGUAUGGAUUACAUAAAAGGUCGUUGCAUGAGGGAGAAAUGCAAGUAUUUUCACCCUCCUGCACAUUUGCAGGCCAAAAUCAAAGCGGCGCAACACCAAGCCAACCAGGCUGCAGUGGCAGCCCAGGCAGCUGCGGCAGCUGCGACUGUGAUGACUCAGUCGACUGCCAAAGCAAUGAAGCGACCUCUCGAAGCAACUGUAGACCUGGCCUUUCCUCCUGGUGUUCUUCACCCUUUACCAAAGAGACAAGCACUUGAAAAAAGCAAUGGUGCCAGUGCCGUUUUCAAUCCCAGUGUCUUGCACUAUCAACAGGCUCUUGCCAAUGCUCAGUUGCAGCAACAUGCAGCGUUUAUCCCAACAGGGUCAGUUUUGUGCAUGACACCCGCUACCAGUAUUGAUAAUCCUGAAAUAGCCGGCAGGAGCGGAACAGAGUGUCACGAAGCCUCCCUGCGGACGGCCAAGCACGGCUACUGUACAUACUACCCUGUCUCCUCCUCUCUAGAGUUGCCACAAACUGCAUGCUAAGUCAAGAAUUUGUUCUUAUGGACAAAUCAAAAACUCAAAAAAGCUAGUGCUGCUAUGUCAUAUAUGAAUAUUAAAUAUGGUAUGCUUACUAUACUCCAACCUAAAAUAGUUAACUACCUGAUACCAGCUGUGAUGUUUCAAGACAUAAAGAAUAACAUUUAGUUUUAAAGAUUUUCUAAGCAUAGUUUAAUUAUUGCAAAUAUUGUCGUUUCUCCAUAACUACACCUAACAAAAAUGGUCCAGAUCAGUUAGUCUCGAGAGAUUCCAUGUUUAUGAAUCUUUCGAGCUCAGCAAUAAUUGAGUUGCAUUGACUAAAAACUUUUCCCAGUUGCAGGUUUAAUUUCCACCCAAACUAUGAUUCGGGGUUUUCUUCUCAGUUAAAAAAAACUCUUGGUUUUGCUCCCUUGGUGAGUUGAUUCCAAGACAGAGGAAGUGAAACGCAGCCCGGUGUCCUGCACAUCAUCCUGCAAAUCUGAUGUUUUUAGCCAGAAGUCCAAAGUAAAGCACAAAGUCUUUAGAUGCACAUGGUUGGUGUUUGACUUGUAUGGAGAAGUUGCAUUUGAAUCAUAGCAGAAUAGCGGAAGAAAUUUUAAAAAUUUUGCACAGUAUGAACUUCAUACCCCUUUCAAUCCCCAAAAGAACAAAAUCUUGAGAAUAUUAUUUUACGAGUAUAUUUAUAAUGUUUUUAAAAUAGACUUUGCAGAAGUGCCUAAAUUUUGUCACAUCAGACUUGAUGAAAAUGAGCCUGAUGCCAACAGUCAAAUCUCAUCAGACGUGAAUAAUCUUUGAAACUCAUAGUCAGGUUACCAAAAAGAUCCAAGCUGUUAAGAAGUAAUUUCUAGAAGUGUAAAGUUAAACAAACAAACAAACAAAAAAAACACAAAAAACAAGACCAAACUAACAGAAGAAAAGGCAAAAAAAAAAAAGGCUGUAGAUGAAGAGAUUGUAUGAUACUCUAAUUUAAUUAAAAUUCAGUUGAGUCACUGAAACUUCAUAGGUGACUUUAAUCUAGGCUAUUAACUGAACACUAAGAAUGUAGAAUGAGAUUCAGUUUAAUAAAUCAUUACUGUAUUUGCAUUUUUUUAAUUGGAUUAUAGGAUUGUAACCAGAUUAGAGUGGAGAAAAUAGUUCUUUUAAUUGUUUUCAUUUACAAACAUAUUUUAUGUCACAAAAGUAUGAAGAUAUCUUUAAUACAAUUAUAUACAUGUUAUAUAUACAUACAUACAUAUAUAUGGAUGAAGCAGAUUUUAAUGUUGUUUACUUUUUUAAAUACUUUGUUGAUUUACAAGGUAAUUAUAUAUGUAUACUUAAAAAUUCAUUUGUUUGAUUUGAGAUUUGUUUCAAGCACUAUUGUACCAAAUAUUUCAUAUUUCACAUUUUAUAUGUUGCACAUGUAUCACAUAAAUGACAUAGUUUUUAAAUUAUUGUUUAAAAAAACAAGACAGCUGUUAUAAGUGGAUAUUAUGUAUAAUUGUUUGCAGCAUAAGUUUUCUAUGUGAACAUAACUAGUGAUUGCAGUAUUUUAACUUAACCUCUUCAGAUUGAUUGUAAACUAUUUUAAACUUUGGCAGCACUGCCAGUUCUGAACGACUGAAGGCACUAACCAUAUUAUUAUUUGUCUAGGAAAUUAUUUUCCAGGCUAAAUCUUGUUUGUCCGAUGUCUAUUUACUAUCUAUUUAUAUAUAAAGCUGGAGAUUUGAUCAUCCGAAAAAAAAAAAAUAAUCACAAUUUGGUUGUAAAAUUAACAUAGUGCUUGUAACGUUGCGUUAGUUUAAUUUGUGAGAAAAUAACGUAUCUUAACUUGUUACUUUAGCAGUUAAGGUAUCACCAUUAUAUACUAUUAAAACACUAAUAUUUGUAGACUUUCUCAGUCAUUAUAACUAGGUAGUUGACACUGCAACUUGCCUAUAUCUGUCAAAGUUGUUUUUAUUUUUUUAUAAUAGUUAAUUUAGGCAUUUGGGUAGUUUAUUGUAUAAUACUAAAUGGUAAAUUAUCCAUGUUUAAAUAUUUUAUGUAGAUAACUCUUCAAGACAUCAUUUUGUGUGAACUUUUUAUGUUCCAAAAUUACUUUUAUUCUAUGUUUUUUACAAUUAAUCCAAUAUUCCUAUUUUUUGCCCAUGGAUGACGACGCUUCAGAUACAUCAGGUCUUUCAUCCAGAUAAACUGACAGACAAAAGAAGAAAAUGUAUUUUUAAUAAGAGAUCCACUUUCCGACUUUAUGACUUUGUAAUAUUCCUGAAAACUGUACAAGUACAAACCUAUGCUAACAGUAAGGAGGCAAUUACAGAUAUGUGCAAAUAUGUGUACAACAGAUUCUGCAUUUUAUUUAUUUAUAAAGUAAUUUUAUAGACUGUUUCAAAAUUUGGGAAGAUCUAAAACUAUUUUUCUGUAUAAAUAUUAUUUGCCAAAACUUUGUUUAUAUUUUAAAAAAAAAGUCUAAUGAAAAUGAUUAAAUUUUAAAUGCUUUGUUUAAUUAAAAAGAAAUACAACAAGAAAUAUAACCCCCUAAAAGAACCAUGAGAUGGGCCAACACGGAGACAGUAAAUACUGUAGCUGGGACAUGGUUUCAAGUGACUUGAGAUGUCUCUGCUUAUUUUCUUCAAAGGAUACAGCACCUCACCAAAAUACCUUUUUGUUUGCCUCUCUCAUCCAGCAUAAUUGACAACACGUACAAUGAGUAUUUCGGUAACAGUUAAAUGAAACCCCUCCAUUCACUCCUUUACCACAUAUAUAAUUACUAGUGGUCUGUUAAAUAGCCAUUCUAUUUCUGUUGUGACGUUAAAUUCAUUCACCCAAUGUACAACCACUGAAAUAAAAAGAAGCAUUUUAAAAUGAGA
Lonchura striata (white-rumped munia) is the source of this 5194-nucleotide messenger RNA. RefSeq names its product muscleblind like splicing regulator 2 (gene MBNL2). The record is from RefSeq and is a predicted model, not a curated record. Gene Ontology annotation, molecular function: metal ion binding; RNA binding. Gene Ontology annotation, cellular component: nucleoplasm; cytoplasm. Lineage: Eukaryota; Metazoa; Chordata; Aves; Passeriformes; Estrildidae. Gene Ontology annotation, biological process: regulation of RNA splicing.